Molecule: messenger RNA, 1323 nt
Organism: Striga hermonthica
Lineage: Eukaryota; Viridiplantae; Streptophyta; Magnoliopsida; Lamiales; Orobanchaceae
Source: the annotation of a GenBank genome assembly
AUGAUGGAAGAAAUAUCUUCUCUGGGGGUCACGCUUGGCUUAGCGACUUCUCUGUGCGAAAAUCCGGGAAUUUCAAGCCAGUUAGAAAUCACGCGACUCAACCUAGUGGCACAAACAGCUACCUUGCUUGGAGGAAGUGAACUAAUACCCCUCCAUACUAGUUUAGAUGGAAGCUUGCCGGCUUCUGUUGAGAUUGAGGAUAGUGAAAAUAGCAAGAUUCUUCGAGAUGAAAGAAUCAUACGGAUGAUAAUAUCCACCGAUGACUGUCCUAAUGGUCUUACUUUAGAAGAUUCCUUAGUUUCUAUGCCGUUGCUAAAAGAUAGCGGGCCCACCAAAGUAGGGGUUGCUAAGAGUGUUUUUGAAUUGGAUUGUGUCCCGCUUUGGGGCUCGGUUUCUGUUUGCGGCCACCGAUUGGAGAUGGAGGAUGCUGUUAUGGUCAAACCUAAUUUCAUGAAGAUACCGAUCAAGAUGUUUGCCGAUGAGCUGGGGAUUAAUGGGAUAAGUUGGACUUUAAGUCAUCUACGUUCUCAUUUCUUUGGGGUUUAUGAUGGGCAUGGUGGAUCUCAGGUUGCAGAUUACUGUCGAGAUCGUCUUCACGGGGCUUUGGCUGAGGCGUUAAAUAAUCAUGAAAACGAAACAGCGAAUGGAAUCAAGAACACUAGGCAGGCACAGUGGGAAAAAGUGUUCAAGAGCUGCUUUCUGAAAGUCGAUGAAGAAAUAGUAGGAGAUGGAAUCAAUGAUCCUAUUGCACCCCAAACCGUUGGAUCAACGGCUGUUGUUGCAGUUGUAUGUUCGUCCCAUAUCAUAGUUGCCAACUGUGGGGAUUCGAGGGCUGUCCUUUACCGUGGUAAAGAGGCUAUUCCAUUAUCUGUCGAUCACAAACCAACAAGGGAGGAUGAAUAUGGUAGGAUCAUGGGUUGUGGUGGCAUGAUCAUGCAGUGGAACGGACUCAGAGUUCUUGGUGUCCUUGCAAUGUCGAGGUCUAUUGGAGACAAAUAUAUGAAGCCAUGGAUUAUACCCGACCCGGAGGUGAUAGUUGUGCCACGGGCCAAAGAAGACGAGUGCCUCGUCCUAGCCUCUGACGGGCUGUGGGAUGUAAUGUCAAAUGAGGAAGCAUGCCAAGUGGCUAGAAAACGCAUCCUAAUAUGGCAUAAAAAGAACGGCACCAAUCCAAUAGAAAACCGAGGCCAAGGGGUAGAUCCUGCGGCUCAGGACGCAGCCGAGUACCUAUGCAACCUCGCCCUUCAACAAGGGACCAGAGAUAAUAUUUCUGUAAUAGUCGUCGAUUUGAAGUCCAGAAGGAAGUUCAAGAACAAGCCUUGA